AUGGAAAAUAAAUUAUUUAGUAUUUUCUGUAAACCUAAACGGUUUGUAGACAUUUCAGUGGCAUCAAUAAAUACUACAAACAUAAUUGUUGAUGUUGAAGAUGAUGCAUCUGUAGAUGAUACUAUGCCUGUGACGGCUGUACAUGAACCCACACAAAAUGUACAAUGUGAUAUUAAUGACAUUUUAGAUUUAGGUGAUAUUGACUCGGGCCCAGCAACACCUACAUAA
Molecule: messenger RNA, 228 nt
Organism: Macrosiphum euphorbiae (potato aphid)
Lineage: Eukaryota; Metazoa; Arthropoda; Insecta; Hemiptera; Aphididae
Source: the annotation of a GenBank genome assembly